Molecule: messenger RNA, 1647 nt
Organism: Phaeodactylum tricornutum CCAP 1055/1
Lineage: Eukaryota; Bacillariophyta; Bacillariophyceae; Surirellales; Neidiaceae
Exons: 2
Coding region: 85-1647 (520 amino acids)
Biological process (GO): regulation of monoatomic ion transmembrane transport; potassium ion import across plasma membrane
Cellular component (GO): plasma membrane
Molecular function (GO): inward rectifier potassium channel activity
Source: RefSeq, a predicted model, not a curated record
CCUUCCUUUUGCUCCGCAUAGACAUCGUUCGCGGUUGUAUUCUACGAUUCCUUCGUGGGAAACCCGAAGAUCGAGCCGGGAACUAUGACGUCAAAUAUAAAAGGCGGUCAGCCCAUUAUAAACCAAAUAUCUCGAGCGCAAUGUGUUCAUCUUCGGCGUAUGGAUGAAGGCACCGCCAUGCCAUGGGGGCAACGUCUGAAAACCAAAUUUUUAAACGUUUUUUCUAAGAGCGAAGAACAGUCGGAGGACGUGGAAGCAUCGAACCAACAUCAACAAACGAAGCAGUAUCGUCUAGAAGCCACCCGACGAAGCCCUCAACAGUCUCUGUUUUGGAAAAUCACGACGUGCAACGGAAGAAUUGGCUCACCCCGCCGUUCGACUGGUCUCGCCAUUGGCAUAAACCCCAACCAAAAACUUGCGAUGUAUUUGCAUUGGAUGUUCCGUGUCAAUUUUCUAUUCUUGUUCGUGGUCAUGUGUGUAAUGUUUUUUGCUCUCGUGAUUCUAUUUGCGGGGUUCAUAACCAUGGCCGGUAGAAUUGAUGAGGAAUGUGUACGAAUUGGCGGAGAGCUCUUUGCGUCCACAGACGCAGCCUUUGCUGAUGCCUUCGCCUUGUCGUGGACAACUUUUUCGACCGUCGGAUAUGGUUCGACGGCGCCAGCUUUGAGCUACCAAAACUCGAGCCCAACCCAUUGUUUCUUUAUCAAUUUUAUAUGCUCGCUCGAAGCUUUGUUGGGGGUGUUAUACUCUGGCUUUUGUGGCGCAAUUUUGUUUGGCAAAGUAUUGCGUAUUCAGUCACACGCACAAGUGAUCUUUAGUGAUCCGAUUGUUAUUCGGUUUGGUCCUGGGGUACGGCGAAACAACGAUUUUGAUCCCAAUCACGGGCACGACGAAUCUUCGGACGACGAAGAGAAAGAGCCCUGUCCGGUGUUGGAAUUUCGAAUCAUCAAUCGACUCUACAAUGAAGUUGGUGGCGAAAUCAUGGACGCAACCCUGAAUGUCGUUGCCAAUGUCGAUGCGAGUGAUGCCGAUCCCUCCUUACAGGAGUCUUUUGAAAAUGACCGGAAUUCGGCCGCCCAAAGCAUUUCAGGUGAAACUGCGAGUGACACAAGUAGCAUAGCAGAAUCGACGAGAUUCGAUUUGUUGACAUCUGUUAUCAGUCGAAAUUUUUUGGGUCGUUAUCAUCGCCGUGAUCAGCAAGCAUUGGAUGAAGACCCGUCGGCAAGGCUUGUUAGUAAGCAGAUAUUUUCCAAGAUGGUGAUCGAAGCCUCGGACCACCCGUUUUUUAAGCGAGUCUGGUUGGCACGCCACGUCCUUGACGAGCAUUCCCCCCUAUUGAAACCCCGACUGCGUCGACAGAUUCGUCGACACGGUGGUUCCUGGCCAUCGCGUCUCAACAACUGUGACGAUGUUCGAGAAUCUCUUCAAUUCAACCAAGUUUUAGUCUCAUUGAACGGUGUUUCGAACGUCUCAGCGUCGGAUGUUUACGCUCAAAAGAUUUACGACUUUGUGGAUAUAAAUAUUGGCUAUCAGUUUGUGAAUAUUCUCUAUCGUGAUGGGGAUGGCUCCCUCGGUGUUGAUACGGAUUUAAUCAAUGACGUACGGGAACAAAACGGAGGUGGAGGCGAGACGCUGAUUUUCGACGAGUAA